GAUAACGUUCAAGUGUUCAGUCCAAUUCAACUACUCACGGUAUAUAGACGCGUUAUAAAAUGGCGGAAACUGACGCCGUUAGUUUUUGGGAUGAACUGACUAGUCCCAUCAAUUUAGUCCUGGUGUUUUUUAUUUUGUACCUUGUUUAUAAGAUUGUAAAGUCGCAUUUUGAAAGUGUCGAACCCGCGGCGCCUCCUCCGCCGCCGAUGCCUAAACUCAGGAAGGAUAUGACGGUUGCAGAAUUGAAAAAGUACGACGGAACUGAUGCGGAAGGAAGGGUGUUACUUGCUGUCAAUGGUAUCAUAUUCGAUGUGACGAGAGGGAAGAGGUUCUAUGGACCGGGAGGUCCGUAUUCAGCGUUUGCGGGCAAAGACGCCACGCGAGGGCUCGCUACAGGACAAGUAGCCGCUUCAGACACUGAGUACGAUGACGUCAGCGAUCUCAGUCCAGAUGAAGUUGCGUCGGCCAAAGAAUGGGAAGACCAAUUUAAAGAAAAAUACGACAUCGUGGGUAAACUUCUGAAGCCUGGUGAAACUCCAACCGUGUACAGUGAAGAGGAAAGCGAAGAUAAGAAAUCGCAGUAAAUAUUAGAAAAAUUUACAAUAUUGUGAUAUUUUACUAAAGUAAGUUUGUUGGGUUAUGUUAAGUAUUUUAAAAUAGAUAAUAUAGAAAUGUUUUACAAAUGUAAGCUAUUAAAUUUUAAUACACAUA
This is a messenger RNA of Maniola jurtina (meadow brown), 711 nucleotides long. RefSeq names its product membrane-associated progesterone receptor component 1-like. The coding region runs from base 60 to 584 and encodes 174 amino acids. The transcript is spliced from 3 exons. Gene Ontology annotation, cellular component: membrane; endomembrane system. Lineage: Eukaryota; Metazoa; Arthropoda; Insecta; Lepidoptera; Nymphalidae. The record is from RefSeq and is a predicted model, not a curated record.